Molecule: messenger RNA, 1062 nt
Organism: Nerophis lumbriciformis (worm pipefish)
Lineage: Eukaryota; Metazoa; Chordata; Actinopteri; Syngnathiformes; Syngnathidae
Source: RefSeq, a predicted model, not a curated record
AUGAGGGACAAUUUAAUUUUCUCUGGCAUCGAAGAAAAAACAGUAGAGAAACCAGAAGCCCUCGUUAAGUCAUUUAUGGCAACAUCUCUCAAGCUGCCCAAGGAAAUGGUGGAUUCGAUCAAGUUUGCGAGGGUACACCGUCUUGGGAAGCCAAGAGGAAGCGGUCCGCGUCCAAUAAUCGCCAAGUUCGAGUUCUACCAGCAGAAAGUACUGGUGAAAUCCAAAGGAAGAGAAUUACAAGGAACAAGAUUCGGCAUGAAUGAUCAUUUCCCGCGCGAGAUCAACGAAAGACGGAAAAUCCUCUAUCCAAUUCUGAAGCGGUCCAGAGCAGAGGGCAAACGUGCAAUUAUCACGUUUGACAAACUUUUCAUUGAUGGUCAACUAUACCGAGACAAAUAUACAGGUCCGAUCCCGGCCGAGCGAGAGGGUGAGCUCGCCAUGGGUGUGGGUCGCAGCGAAACCUCGCCGCUGGGGCAAGGCCAUAACACACCCCAGAAUUCCCAGCGGCCGAGCGCCUGCUGUUUCUGCUGGUGUUGCUGUUGCAGCUGCUCAUGGAAUGAAGAUGAGAGGAGGAGGCGUCGGAGGAAGAGGAUAUCACAGGACAACACGAUGAAACCAAUACCAAACUGUGAAGCUUGCACCAAACCUUCUGUGGAGGAAAUGCAGCUCUGGUCUCAGUCUUUUGACAAGCUGAUGAGGAACCCGGCGGGUCGCAAUGUUUUUCGGGAGUUUUUGCGCACAGAGUACAGUGAGGAGAACAUGCUCUUCUGGCUGGCCUGUGAAGACCUCAAACAACAAAUUAGCAAGAACAGCAUCGAGGAGAGGGUGCGCUCCAUCUACGAGGAAUAUAUUUCGAUACUGUCGCCAAAAGAGGUGAGCCUGGACGCUCGCGUACGGGAAGUGAUCAACAGAAAAAUGCAGGACCCGACGCCUCACACUUUCGAGGACGCUCAGUUGCAGAUCUACACACUGAUGCACAGGGACUCCUACCCACGAUUCCUCUCCUCCAGCAUCUACAAGUCACUCCUUCACGGCAACUCAUGCAGCUCCUCCGAGCCCUAG